UUGAUAUGGAUGAUGAAGACGAUUACAACUCACAGAUAACUGAUGAUACCCAGUACAAUAUCCAGCGGCAACACUCCGUCCGCGCCAUCGAGCGUGCCUGGUGUUCCUUCCGGGACCGGCGCAUGUUUAAAGUUCUGAAACGUUCCAUUUGUAGUGCAGAGAACUCGGUUACAAACGAGGUGCUGAAAAAGUUGAACCCUAAUGAAGCAUCUGUUCUUAACGAUCCUACAAUCAGUGCUAAAGUGAGAUUUCGUUUUGGAGGAGAGGAAUUUCCUCCAACAGUCAUGUUUAAAGUGUUUGUACGUGUUGGAAGCUCUACUUCCAAAUAUAUCAGUGGCAAGAAAAUGAUACGAGCUGACUCAGAGGCAGCGAGGGAUGCUCUGAAACUGAUGGGAAAUCGUAAGUACUAUGAUCAGUUAAUAAAAGAUGCGUCUCAAAAGUCAGCGAUAACUGACGACUUUGAUGUGGCUACACUCAGAGACUACAUGAUGUUGCAAGCUCACGAAGAUGAAAUGCCUUCUUAUCUUGGUGGAAGACACAACCAGUGGCGGGAGCUUACUCUGGAGAAUUUGUCCCGGAAAGACGUUCUUUAUGAUGUUGUUGAUUACAUCAACAAUGGAAAGCGAUCAGACCGAAUCCGUGAAAUAUACCCCUCACUUCCCAUCAGAAUAAUGCCCUUUUCUCAGCCAGCCCAAAAUGACUGUCUCAAACGUUUGUUGGAGUACAAACAGAAAAGAGCAACCGGAUCCCAGUCAGCCAGACAAUCUCAGCAAGCGCGGCGACGUGUAGCGAAGAUGCGCAAAAUGUACGCUGGCCAGGAAGAUUUCUCUACCGGUAACGGUAACACAACGUUUUACACGAAGGAGGAAUCAGGGCCGAGUUAUUUCCCUGAGUUGAACGUGACAAUGUCCGAUGAAGAGGAGUGGGAAAAUGAGGCGAGUCAGUUGUAUCAGUGGAGUCAGGAACUCAGUUUUAAUGAGCAUGAACUGGACUAUGCUUACUAGCAUUUGAGGUAUGCUUACUAGUCUAGUAGGGCAAAGUGUGAAUCAUUGAGAGUUUACGUUUUGACAGCAUGGCAUUGGUAAGGGGAUAAUUAUUCAAAAUUCCAGAGGUAUAAUACGUGGAGCGAUAGGACAGCUGAAGCGUGGCAUUCCUUAAACCCCUAUCAGAAUUCAGUUUGUUUCUUCAACGUUUUAAUUUGCAUGUGUUUUAAUAAUAUAGCUCUACCUAAAGACGAUUUUUAGCUAUUUCAUUGUUGAAAGGAUUUUCAAACCGAUACACAAACAAUGGAAAUCGUUGCGAAAACAUUUUGUGUUUCUGAAAAUUGAAUAUUAUUUGUGAAUUGUGUUUUUGAUUGUAAAUUUAUCUUGUAUUUUCCUUUAAAAAUUACGACCAUUGAUUUUAGUGUUCAAUUAUUUUUGUCAAUCCUUUCCUAGUA
This is a messenger RNA of Bolinopsis microptera, 1438 nucleotides long. RefSeq lists its product as uncharacterized. The coding region runs from base 6 to 1004 and encodes 332 amino acids. Lineage: Eukaryota; Metazoa; Ctenophora; Tentaculata; Lobata; Bolinopsidae. The transcript has 2 exons. The record is from RefSeq and is a predicted model, not a curated record.